This is a messenger RNA of Hipposideros armiger (great roundleaf bat), 7938 nucleotides long. RefSeq names its product potassium voltage-gated channel subfamily A member 1 (gene KCNA1). The record is from RefSeq and is a predicted model, not a curated record. The transcript is spliced from 2 exons. Gene Ontology annotation, cellular component: dendrite; membrane; voltage-gated potassium channel complex. Gene Ontology annotation, biological process: protein homooligomerization; potassium ion transmembrane transport; action potential. Gene Ontology annotation, molecular function: protein binding; delayed rectifier potassium channel activity. Lineage: Eukaryota; Metazoa; Chordata; Mammalia; Chiroptera; Hipposideridae. Bases 1076 to 2557 code for a protein of 493 amino acids.
AAAUGGACCGAGCAGACCUGCCGCCGCACGCACCCUGCCCCACUCGGUGCUCCUAACAGCUCCCCGCGCGCCUCUCAGCCUCGGCGAGAUCCACGCGGGGGUGCGGAAGCGGAGGGCACCCGAGAGCCAUGUAGACCCAGGCUCUUGCUCGCUCGCUUCCUUCGGGAUCGAAUCAAGGGCUCCCAUAGUGUUCGGAGGGGGGCGAGAGUGCUGUUUAUCGUCAUUUGCUUCAGAGCUUCGGGAGAGGGUGGCAUUUUGCUUUUCUGCCCCGCAUCCUCCGGAACUCCCUACACCAGAAGAGAGCACGCCGUCUCCAGGUUGCUGGCAACGGGUGAGAAUGGGGGUAGGGAGUGGACAUUCCCCCUGUAGCUGCUCAGAAAAGCGAUUGCCCGACUGAAGGGGCGUAGGACGAGGGGGCGAGGGCGGCGAGUUUGCCCCGGCGCCUCUCGGAUGCUGCGGCGGCGGCCGCCGCUCCCGCCCGGGUACUGCAAAAGCGACCUGCCGCAUUCCAACUCCGGCUCUCCGCGGAUUCAGCACCUCCCCUGCGCCAAGCCGGCCGGCCAGCGUCCAUCGAUCGCCCUGGUGGGAGCUUAGAAGGCGGCAGGCGAAGAGGGGUAGGAGGGGGGAGAGCCGAGGAGAAACAGAGGGGUUGUCAGGCGAGGGGAUCUGCUGAGCUGGCUCUGCACCCGGUCCUAGGAGAGCUCGCGGAGGGGAGGGGAGGCCAGGGUGACCCCGAAGCGAUGGCCCAGCCCUCUAGAACAGCACUGCGUUAAGGCACCUCGGAGCAGGAAGAAACACCAGCCCUCCCCCCACCCCAACCCUGGGGAAAAAGCUGCAACCGGGGCCGCAGGCGAGGGGGAUUCCAAACAGAGCAAAAGGUAGGGUGGAGAGGAAGGGAACCAGAAGCGAAGUCGCAGAUAUCUCCACCGGCAGGCUUCGAAGCCCCUCCCCCUGAGCGUGGGGGAGACGCGAACUCCGGUGGGGGGGGCGCUUGAGUCCCCCCCACCCCUCCUCUCUCCGUCCUUCCCACCGCUGGCCCUCUCCUGGUCUCUCACCCCUGCACACGGCUUCCACCAUGACGGUGAUGUCUGGGGAGAACGUGGACGAGGCGUCCGCAGCCCCGGGCCACCCCCAGGAUUACCCCCGGCCCGCCGACCACGAGGACCACGAGUGCUGCGAACGCGUUGUGAUCAACAUCUCCGGGCUGCGCUUCGAGACGCAGCUCAAAACCCUGGCGCAGUUCCCCAACACGCUGCUGGGCAACCCUAAGAAACGCAUGCGCUACUUCGACCCCCUGAGGAACGAGUACUUCUUCGACCGCAACCGGCCCAGCUUCGACGCCAUCCUCUACUACUACCAGUCGGGGGGCCGGCUGCGGAGGCCCGUCAACGUGCCCUUGGACAUGUUCUCGGAGGAGAUCAAAUUUUACGAGCUGGGCGAGGAGGCCAUGGAGAAGUUCCGGGAGGACGAGGGCUUCAUCAAGGAGGAGGAGCGCCCCCUGCCCGAGAAGGAAUACCAGCGCCAGGUGUGGCUGCUCUUCGAGUACCCCGAGAGCUCGGGGCCUGCCCGAGUCAUAGCUAUCGUCUCCGUCAUGGUCAUCCUCAUCUCCAUCGUCAUCUUUUGCCUGGAGACUCUACCUGAGCUGAAGGAUGACAAGGACUUCACAGGCACCAUCCACCGCAUCGACAACACCACGGUCAUCUACACUUCCAACAUCUUCACGGACCCCUUCUUCAUCGUGGAAACCCUGUGCAUCAUCUGGUUCUCCUUCGAGCUGGUGGUGCGCUUCUUCGCCUGCCCCAGCAAGGCAGACUUCUUCAAAAACAUCAUGAACUUCAUCGACAUCGUGGCCAUCAUCCCCUAUUUCAUCACCCUGGGCACCGAGAUAGCUGAGCAGGAGGGGAACCAGAAGGGCGAACAGGCCACUUCGCUGGCCAUCCUCAGGGUCAUCCGGUUGGUAAGGGUUUUUAGAAUCUUCAAACUCUCCCGCCACUCCAAGGGCCUCCAGAUCCUGGGCCAGACCCUCAAAGCUAGUAUGAGAGAGCUAGGGCUGCUCAUCUUUUUCCUCUUCAUCGGGGUCAUCCUGUUUUCUAGUGCAGUGUACUUUGCCGAGGCGGAAGAAGCUGAGUCGCACUUCUCCAGUAUCCCCGAUGCUUUCUGGUGGGCGGUGGUGUCCAUGACCACUGUAGGAUACGGUGACAUGUACCCUGUGACAAUUGGAGGCAAGAUCGUGGGCUCCUUGUGUGCCAUCGCUGGUGUGCUGACAAUUGCCCUGCCCGUACCUGUCAUUGUGUCCAAUUUCAACUAUUUCUACCACCGAGAAACUGAGGGGGAAGAGCAGGCUCAGCUGCUCCACGUUAGCUCCCCUAAUUUAGCCUCUGACAGUGACCUCAGUCGGCGCAGUUCCUCUACUCUCAGCAAAUCUGAGUACAUGGAGAUCGAAGAGGAUAUGAAUAAUAGCAUAGCCCAUUAUAGGCAGGCCAAUAUCAGAACUGGCAACUGCACCACAGCUAACCAAAACUGCGUUAAUAAGAGCAAGCUACUGACCGAUGUUUAAAAGCCAAGCAAACAAAAAAAGCCCACUUAGCCCGCUUGAAAGACUUAAAAAACAAAACAAAACAAAAACCCUAGUGACCCAUGUCACUCUUUGUCGAUACUUUACUAAAUAGUUUUUGAAUGCUCUAUUUAACUGUCAAUGCAUUGUUGCAUUGUGGAUUUUGGGGGCGGCCAACCAGAAGCUUCCAAGAUCUGUGAAAAACAAACAAAACAAAAAACUAUUUUCAUUUUAUUAAAAAAUGGGAAAAGAACAUGUAUUUUCUAAAACUGGUUUAAAAAAUUCAGUUCAUGAGCUAGUCUAGGUAAAAUAAGAUUCAUAGGCUUCCCCACACUGAAACAUUUGUAAUCCUUGGGCUUCUUUAACUUUUUUCUUUUAACUAAAAACCAGGUGAUCACUUAGAAAUAUAAAAUUAAAAGUUGCAUGGGACUCCGAUAGAAAAAUCUUUGCCAACUGCAUAGCACAUUUAAGACAGUGCAUCUGAUGUAUUAUAUGUAACAUGAUAGACAAGCCAAAAUUGGCAAUGAACAAAUGUUUUCGUUUUGAUCAAUCAAACUGCAUAUUAUAAGACGAAAGAAAAAAACAAACAAAAUUACUUAAGACUGGUUCACAAAGCACCUUAUCAAUUUGAUACUAGUCCUGGUCUGUAGGGAUUUUCCUUCUGCCCCAUUCCCCUUCUAGCCAAACUAUCCCCUAAGAAAAAGAUACUGAAUUAAAUUAAUUGAUUCAUCUGCAGUGCUGCUAAGUUUCUCACCUGCAAAUGAACCCAACACAGGUCUUUUCUCACUGGUCCUGUACCCUGACCCUGGCCUUCAGAACUGGAUGUAAAACCUUAGCCUCCUUAUUGCAAGAGAGCACAAAUAGAGUUAAAUGUAAGCAUGUUUGAUUCUGAUAAUAUUUAUUUUAUAAUCGCAUGCUGAGAACGUUAACUCAGACAAUAGGGGAUAAGCUUACGUUUGAAUUGACUCUUCUAAAAAUAGAUCCUUUUUCAUUUGCAUUCACCAAAAGUGCACUCCUUCAUUUAACUAUUUUAUUCAUAAAUAAAGUACUGUAUUUAAGUGCAUAUGUUAGUCAGAUGGGAACAAUAACUUUUUGGAGCUCAAAGCAUGUUCUCUUAUUCAGUAUUAUGGACUAUUUGAUUAAAGUGUACCUUGAAUUAAUUAAUGCAUGAUUUCAGUAAAAAAAAUUUAAAAAAUAAUAAAAAUUACAAGUUUGUGGGAUGAAGGGCCCAAAGAUAUAGUGGGGGGGUGGGGGUGGGGGCACUCAGUCAAUUUUCCUGCCUUUGCUCAGGGAAAUAUCAGGUUUCUGUGCAGGUAUAGGCAGAGAAAGGACCAAUAUGCCCAUCUUUUAAAGGGAAGCUAUACAGAAAACUAAAGAAGUCAUCCAAGUAUAUAUAGCAACACCUAAGAACAAGUAUUCUUUCUAGCUGAAGAUAAACACAAGCAAAACAAACACAACAAACAAAAAAAGGUGCAAUACUGCAUGUUUUUGGUGCAUUCUUAAGAUGUAAAUGAAAAUGUUUAUCUAUUGUAUGCAUCCAAAGCAGAGCUGAUUUCUUUUUGCAGUCAUGACUUGAAGUCUGUGGAGACUUCGUCCCUCUCCUUGAGUCUCCCUGAAGAAACUUAACCAAUUGAUUUCAUAGUUGCUUAGUGCCUUUAUCCUGUACCCACAGCGAACUGCAGAAAAGUGCCUCCGUUAACACAGCUGAGAAGUUAUGUAACAAAGGGAGGAAGGGUUGGGGCACAGAUAUUUUGCUUUUACUUUUGCCAUCCUUGCUGUCUCACUUCACCACUGUGAGAAGACCACAUCAUCCUGAACCCUGGAGAGGAGCGAUACAGGAGGGUGCUGUUUCUCUGGCCAUCCUCUGGACUGAGUCCCUUUGGCAGCCUGAUGUGAGAUGUAAACUGGGACCUGAGACCCAGCUUCAAACUGGACAUGAACCAUGAACUUGUUUUAUUUUAUUUUUUUGGUCUCCACCAGAAGCCAAGAUAAACUUUUUGGGAAUUUAUUUCCUAUCAAGGGUCACUCUGGACAUUUAAGGCUUCCUCAGGUCCAGUGUAGUGUUUCUUGUGCAUUUCCUUAUUCCUUCUCUGUUAGCAACAGUACUUUGCAAAUCUCGAAUAGUCUGAUCUUUCUAGGCAUCGUCGUGGCUGUGGGAACAUUCAGUUCAGACUAACCUUUCCUAGGCCCUCCUUUCUGGCCCACUCCCUUCAGAUGUUUUCUAUGAUGCUCCUAUGAUCUUCUCACCUGGCAGUCACUUCACAGGCUGAGCAUCUAACUUCUACCACCCCCGGCAACCCGUGCAGAGAACAGCUGGGACCCUCCGCCUAGCUAAAAGAGGGCCACGUAACACAGGCCUCUGGGGUCCAGCAGCUGUCCACCAAUGGAGAGGAGCUCACCAUCUUUUUAAGGACACCAGUGGGGAUCUUCAUUCUGCACUUAGCAUGGGGCCGCCUGCCGCUGACCACCUUACAUUCUUGUCCUGCUUCUGGAAAUCUCCCCUGUUACCUCCAAUCCUUCCCCCACCUAAUCCUAGAACUAGCAGUGAGGCAGUAAACGAAGAAACUAGAAUAAUGCUCAGGCUGGCUGAGUCUGUGGAAGGAAAAAGCAUGGAUAUUUUAUUUUCCUGUGCUGCUCAUGUGACUCUGUAAGACUAAUGUAACAUCAUGGAAGAUGAGGGGCCAAGGACUGCACACCUCUGACCACAGGCCAUAAACCUUCCUCUGUGAUGUUUCCUUCUCUUUUCAACCUUGACUCAUCCUGGCUAUUCCUCUCCUAUCUGCUUAAAAUCCCCAGUUGGGAAAAAAAUGCCAACCUCCCCCAAAUUUCCGGGGAUAUCUUGAUCUUUUAUUUAGACUCUGAGGUCUAGGACACACAGAGCUUGAAACACUGCACUGUCAACAGCAAUAAUCCACUCAGUACUGUGGGAUGGAUGGGUCAGAGGAUGAGAAAAUGGGACCAAGCCUGAUUAGAUGGACUUUGGCUACCUGGUAUACCUCUCGUAGUUAGACACUGGACUGGUGAUUCUUCUGCAUGUGGAACAGGGGAAAGUGCUGCAUGCAGUGAACCUGUCAGCCUGGGAUUGGGAAUGAGUUGUUGGUGUGAAUUUGGGAGGUAUGGGGAAAAAAGAGUGCUGCUUAUCCAUCUGUAGCUCAUUGCAACCAAGUCAGUAAGAAUGGAGUCCAGGGACUAUCUGUGUAGCAUAGGCAUGCGGACUUUGACAAAGCUCCUCCCCCUGCACUGUACUGUGCUGAAAUGUUUUUGUAGACCUGAAGGUGCACUUAACAAAACUGCCUAUUAAGGAAUGACUCUCUUUUGGUUUAUUUCCUUAUAUUUAUUUCAUUGGGCUUUUUACCUUCUCACUCCCUUCCUAGGUCUUGAGCUUUAAUGGCUCAUGUCCUGACUACUUGUUUUCUCCAAAAGGAGAAGACUUCUGACUUGCUGAUAGCCAUAGCUCGGCUCUUCCAGUGUUUGGGGGCCCUAGUUCAAUAGGGUGGCCGUGGAAGGGCUGGGUCACAUCAGGGCUGUUAGCCAUCCCAGAAUCUCUGAAGUGAUUAACUCACCUCAAGUGAUCUGAAUUAGAGAGACCAAAGACAUUAAUUUCCUCUGUCCUCAGAUUUGUAGAAGACAGAUUGUAACCAGGAAAGGUUUUUGUUUUCGCUUCUCCUCUCCCCCAUCUGUGCACAGCCCUCCAUGCUCCCCCUUGAGAGUUGAGUUCUGAUCAUCAGUUAAAACAGUUCAUUGGGAGUGUGUUACUGAGUGAGUCUAGCAAAAUCAAAUGAACCACUAGCAGAUUCUUCUCCUGGAAUAUGGCCAAUCGACAGUCAAUCCUCUGAAAUCAAAAUGUGCAGGAGGUUUAGAUUCCGCUGCCGUGGGACCCAAGCACCAGUGCCAUCAGUCUUGACUCACUUGAGAGUUUUUUUAAAAUGCAUGCAAAUGGUAAGUGAGGAAUAGAUUUCUUUAGGUAGAAAUUUGGUUUAGUCCAUACAGGACCAUCUUCACGUUGUGUGUGGUUCGUUACAGUUUUUUCAAAUUAGUUAACAUUAGAAGAGUCAGUAAAAUAGUUUCCCAACCCUCCCAUUUAAUAUAGGAGACCUCAAAACACAUGCUUUAGAACAAUUUUAUGAUAGAAUUUUCCUUGUUUGGUAGAUUAGAUUGAACAGAAAAAAGAGAACAUCAGCAGAAGGCAAUUCCCCAUUUUUUUCCAGGAACUGCUUAUUCCUGGGAGUGGUGAGAAUUGGUGGUUGGUAACCAUCCAUAAUAUAAAAUUGUUAGAAAGAAUAUAAACUGCCAAACAGCCGUUUUACCUUCCCGCUUCUUCCAGAGAGGAUGAAAUCUUUCUAUGCUUAUGUUCACUUGAAGAAGGCAAACUAUAAUUUGUAAACCAGUCACAACCCAAGUGGAAUUGCUAUCUCAGGAGUGGUCCUCAUCCACCAUGGGGUGGAUUAGUCCUCGUAUUUAUAUUAUGGAAUUUCAGGGUACAUGCGAACAUGUCCAGCAUGACUCAGGUAACUCUUAGGAGAAUGUACAUUAUUUAUCAUUUUUGUAAAGAAGCAAACAAGAGCUGAGUUAUUAACCAAAACUGUUCCAUUACCUUGGGUCACUGUGCGAACUCAUUCAGGGUACACGUGCAAGGUUUAGAGAGCUUAGCAUCGCAUGCCAGUCUCUUUGCUCAGACAAAAUGACCAUGGGCUUCCUUGGGAAGUCCAGGGUGUAGGUAAGGGGUGAAGCCCUGCUGACCUCAGGACUAUUAGCUUUAAAAAGAUUAGCCCUGGUCACAGUGAUUUUCAUUUAGGAGCUAACUAGGAGUUUACUUUUUAUGACAUGAGACUUCAAAGAGUAUAGAAAAGUUUUGUGCCAUAACCAGAGAGGAAAAAGAAAUGGUGUAAGAAAAGAAAACGAAACAAAUCACAAAAUCCCUUGCAAACUAGUCCAGGUCAAAACCUGUCUCCUCUCCCAAACAUGCAGAAACAUCUUUCUUCUCUUCAGUGCACUGUUUGAUGCAGCAGCUCUAAGUAGUCAGCAUGGACUCUAGGUGACAUACCUCUAAUAGUAAAGUACUACCAAGGUCAAAAAUAAAAAUCGAGUAGUAUUAAUUAAAAGUGCACCAUCAGGACAACAAACCAUUUAAGCUAAAAAAGCACUCUUUUAUUUCUUGAGUUUGCCAGUUGCUUCCACCUUGAGUUGAGGAUGUGUCUCAUUUUCACCUACUGUACAUUUCCCCUGCCCUAACUGUUUAAUAUGUCAGGUAGAGGACGUUGAAUGUUAUGAAUUGAAAACCUAAUUGAAGCGCAUAGUUUUCAUCUAUGCAAUUUUACUUGCUUCUGUCACUUUAUGAUCUGUUCAUAUUUGGCAUCAAUUAAAGAUAAUUUUUAAGGAUCUUA